Brassica rapa (field mustard) is the source of this 626-nucleotide messenger RNA. RefSeq lists its product as uncharacterized. NCBI's taxonomy places the organism in Eukaryota, Viridiplantae, Streptophyta, Magnoliopsida, Brassicales, Brassicaceae. The record is from RefSeq and is a predicted model, not a curated record.
UAUGAUUGCAGCAGUGAAGAAAGUGACAUGGAGUCUGAAUCAAAUGUGGAUUUUGACAUGUUCUCAAAAGAAUCAGACACAGUUGGACCCUCCAAAAGGAAAACUUCUUCGAAGGGGAAAAACAAGGCAGUAUACAUCGACGAAGGUGAUGCAACCCAUAAAUGUGAGCAUUGUGGGGCUAUAAUGUGGUAUGGUGAGCGCAUAAACAGGAAGAGAUCUACCCGUAAACCUAAAUUUUCACUGUGUUGUGGGCACGGUCAGGUACAGCUGCCACUGUUAAAAGAAUCCCCAGCCAUAUUGAAAAGAUUUUUGACAGAGGAUGAUGAAAUGAGUCGAUAUUUUCGUGAGAAUAUUAGAGUUAUCAACAUGGUUUUCUCAUUUACAUCUCUUGGUGGGAAAGUGGACCGCUCUGUUAAAAAAGGUAUUGGCCCUCAAAUGUUUCAGCUUCAAGGAGAGAACUACCAUUUGAUGGGUAGUCUAAAGCCACCAAACGGUGAACCCAAGUUUGGUCAGCUUUAUAUUGUUGACACAGAAAAUGAGAUAGGCAAUCGAUCUGGUAUUAUCGGGUAAUUUUUUGAUUCUUAGUUUAACCAGUUUGCGAUAUGAUUUUCCACCAUAAAUGAGUU